AUGUCGACCACAACACAGGCCAAACCCACUUCAGCGGCCAAGGGUACUUACAUCCCUUCCGGGCCCAAUGACCUGAGGGGGCCUUGUCCGGUGAUCAACUCCCUGGCGAACCAUGGCUACCUCCCGCGAGACGGGCGUGACUGUCGCGUCGGCGACUUCACCGCCGCCAUGCACGCGCUGGGGAUCUCCCCGGUCCUCGGUGCGACACUGAGCAACCCGAUCUUUCUCGAGCGCGUAGUCCCGGGUCUGAAGGGCGACGACGCAGUCCAGCCGAGUCGCUCGCUCCUGGGCAAGAUCUGGUAUCUCGUCCGGAACCCCUGGGCCAUUGCCUUCACCGGCUUCGGCAUGCGCCGACCCGGCCAGGUCGACUCGAUGGGCAACAAGUGCCUGGGCCUCGACCAAUUUGCGCUGCAUGGUGCCGUGGAACACGACAUUUCGCUCAGUCGCUGGGACAUUGCGCAGGGUGACAACCACACUCGUCAGCCGGAACUCGUCAAGCGAUUGCUCGAGUCGUCAUCGGAUGGAGGAAAGACACUGACGCUGGAGGACCUGGCAAACUUCCGGCGCCGGAGGAUAGAGGAGCAGAAGGAAAGCAACCCCGAGGUCACCUACGAGAAAAAGCAACAUCAAACGGCAUGCGGAGAAAUCGCGCUGAUUCUGAGCGUCUUCGGCGACAGGAAGAGCAUUCCAUCCGAAUACGUCCGCGCGCUAUUCCUCGAGGAGCGCCUGCCAGUGCAGGAGGGUUGGAAGAAGAGGCAGUGGUGGACCGUUGGGUUAAUUGAACUGGAGAGGGUAGUAAGCAAAGUUAAGAAGUUCAUUGGGUUGCAGAUCUGA
This is a messenger RNA of Neoarthrinium moseri, 834 nucleotides long. RefSeq lists its product as uncharacterized. The transcript has a single exon. The record is from RefSeq and is a predicted model, not a curated record. The coding region runs from base 1 to 834 and encodes 277 amino acids. NCBI's taxonomy places the organism in Eukaryota, Fungi, Ascomycota, Sordariomycetes, Amphisphaeriales, Apiosporaceae. Gene Ontology annotation, molecular function: peroxidase activity.